Chenopodium quinoa (quinoa) is the source of this 1191-nucleotide messenger RNA. RefSeq lists its product as uncharacterized. Bases 1 to 1191 code for a protein of 396 amino acids. The record is from RefSeq and is a predicted model, not a curated record. NCBI's taxonomy places the organism in Eukaryota, Viridiplantae, Streptophyta, Magnoliopsida, Caryophyllales, Amaranthaceae. The transcript is spliced from 2 exons.
AUGAAAGGCAUGAUUCUUGAUUCUGUGGCAGCUAUAAUUGCUUCUGUUCUUUCUCUUGUUGAAGAGUAUAGGUUAAGGAAUAAAAGGCCUAGAAUAAUUAGGCAACCUUAUGUGAAUAGAGAUAGUUUGAGGGAGGCAAAUAUCAAUAGUAUUUUACAUUGUGGUGACACUCAUUGUCUAGGACAAAUUCGUAUGAGGCCUGCUGCAUUUUAUAGCCUAUGUAAUAUUCUAGUUGAAAGAGGACUUUUGCGGGAAAGUGUUCGGAUGAGUGUUAAGGAGCAAGUAAUUAUAUUUUUACAUUUAUUGGGGCAUAAUGUAAGAUUUCGUGUGAUUGGGGGAAGAUUUUUUCGGUCAACAUGGACCGUACAUUACUAUUUUCAUAUUGUACUUCAAGCUAUCCUUCGAUUGUAUCCAGAGGUAGUGAAACCACCAACAACUUCAAUUCAGCCAGAAAUUCAAAACAUUCCUAGGUUCUUUCCAUGGUUUGAGGAUUUCAUAGGGGCUAUAGAUGGAACACAUGUGCGUGCCUCCGUUCCCAUUGAGAUACAAGAUAGAUUUCGUGGUAGAAAGGGCGGAACAACGCAAAAUGUGCUAGCUACUGUUGAUUUUGAUGCCAAGUUCACAUAUGUUCUAGCUGGCUGGGAGGGUUCUGCACAUGAUUCAAGGGUCCUUAAUGAUGUGCUAAGUAGGGGUUUCAAAAUUCCAGAAGGGAAGUAUUAUCUUGCAGAUGCGGGUUUUGGUAGUCGCAAAGGUCUUAUGCCUCCAUACAGGAGAACCCGUUAUCACUUGAAAGAAUUUACAAACAAUCCUCCAGAAAAUGAACGGGAGUUAUUCAACCUUCGACACUCUUCAAUUAGAAUGGUUGUAGAGAGGGCGUUUGGAAUUCUAAAGGCAAGGCUUCGUGUUUUGGAUGUUGAGCCUUUUUGGUCAUUUAAAACCCAGGUUGAUGUGGUUUUAGCAUGUUGUGUGAUACACAACUUCCUUAGAGGUGUGGAUCCUAAUGACCAGAUAACUAGAGAGGUAGACUUGGAGAUGGAUUCACAUGAUACAAGAACAUUGCUUACUCGAAGGGAAAUGCGAGAAGAAACAAAUGAGUGCAUUAAUAAAAGAAAUGCCAUAGCAUUAGCCAUGUGGACUAUUAUAGUAUUAGUAGUACGGUAUGAGAAAGAACUGAUAAGAUCUUCCUUAUAA